UAAAUGGCUUUUAAUCAGUAAGCAUGAAUCAUACACUAAAAGCUUUUUGCAUCGUCCAAGUAAUUUCUUUGGCAACGGUAUCGUACUCAUUCACUUAUUUAAAUCCAGUGCCGAAUACCAGAGAGGCACCACAAUUUUUAAUGCUGCAUUCAUUAGAUUUCUUACUUAUUUUGCUACUGCUAGGUAUUUUUGAUCCGACUGAACUUAUCAAUGGAAUUCGCCAGCUUUACAAGACUCGCGAGGGAUGGCUCUCACCAUUUCCAUGGUGUGAAGAGUUUCAGUUUUUUCUUGGAAAUAUUUUUACAAGGCUCAAAGUGGUCAGAAGAAAGAAAACGAGAGGAGAAAUCAGUAACGUAUUUGUUGACAUGUCGUCAAUACUAGACCCGUAUGAAGAGUGUUCAGCGCCGAGAACAGUGUUGAUUGAAGGAGAACCUGGUAUGGGAAAAACCACCUAUUGUAAAAAGUACGCCUACGACUGGGCCACAAAACAGCAAGAACCUCAGGGCUGCGGCUCAACAGCAUUUAAAGUGGUAUUGUUACUGAAAUGUCGAGAUAUCCAUUCUGACGUUUGGGAAGCUAUUGAUGAUCAGCUUCUGCCCCGAGACAUCGAUGAAGAAGUCAAACAACAAUUCUUUCGUUUUAUUCGUGAAAAUCAGUCCAGCAUUUUAUUGAUAUUGGAUGGAUUGGAUGAGUUACCGUCCAGUAAAUUGUCGAUGUUUUCCGAAUUAAUUGAAGGAAGAGUGCUCCCCAAAUGCCACAUAGUUGCAACAGCAAGACACGAAGCUGGAAAAGAGGUGAGAAAAUGUUGUGACGCGCUGCUUCAGAUCGAAGGAUUUACUGAAGAGCAUGUGAAAGGAUUUGUCACCAAGUACUUUAAAGAAAGGACGGAUUUAGCCACCAAGCUCUUGCAACGGAUGUCGCGAGAUAAAAACCUGAGAGAAAUAGCGGCCAAUCCUCUAAACACAGCACUUCUUUGCCUUUUAUGCGAAGAGUUUGAGGGCACACUCCCCGAAAGCAGAGCUCAACUGUACUUGGAUAUGGUUGAAUGUGUUUUGAGAAGAUAUAGAAAAAGGAAGGGACUACUAGAAAAGAUCGAAGACUUGACAAACCAUUACAAACCGCAAUUGAAUCACCUUGGAAAGGUAGCGUUGAAUGGUUUACUUGACGAUAAGUUGGAUUUUAAUGAAAGUGAAUUGAGAAACCAUGCAAAAGACCUGACUGAAUUUGGAUUUCUGUCAGUGCAGCCUGGUGGCAGCAAACUGAGACAAACACUGCACUAUGCCUUCUUACAUAAAAGUUUUCAAGAAUUCUUUGCAGCAUUCUUCAUUUGUUCUCAGAUUCAAAGCAAGGAGAUGAAACCUGAAGAACUAGUUUCCGAUCCAAGGUAUUUCGUUGAACUUAAACAAAUACUUUUGUUUUCAUGUGGAAUUUUGGCCAUGAAAUGCGAUGAACAGGUUGUGGCUCUUGUAAAGAGUUUAACAAAUGAAGUCAACAAAAAUGAAGGCCGUGGUGCAAAAAUUGUAUUGGAGGCCAUCAACGAAUGCAAAAGAGAAAAAAGUGAUUUUCACUCGCAUUUAUCGAAGUCGUUUGGAACUGGUUUGAAUCUGACCAAUUUGGAUUUGUUUGACAAUGGUAUUAGUGAUGCGGGUGCUACAUGUAUUGCUGAGGCAAUCAAAGUGAACAAGACGCUAACCAAUUUGGAUUUGUCUGUGAAUGGUAUUAGUGCUGCGGGUGCUACAUGUAUUGCUGAGGCAAUCAAAGUGAACAAGACGCUAACCAAUUUGGAUUUGUCUGGGAAUCGUAUUAGUGAUGCGGGUGCUACAUGUAUUGCUGAGGCAAUCAAAGUGAACAAGACGCUAACCAAUUUGGAUUUGUCUGACAAUGGUAUUAGUGCUGCGGGUGCUACAUGUAUUGCUGAGGCAAUCAAAGUGAACAAGACGCUAACCAAUUUGGAUUUGUCUGGGAAUGAUAUUAGUGCUGCGGGUGCUACAUGUAUUGCUGAGGCAAUCAAAGUGAACAAGACGCUAACCAAUUUGGAUUUGUCUGACAAUGGUAUUAGUGAUGCGGGUGCUACAUGUAUUGCUGAGGCAAUCAAAGUGAACAAGACGCUAACCAAUUUGGAUUUGUCUCUCAAUGGUAUUAGUGCUGCGGGUGCUACAUGUAUUGCUGAGGCAAUCAAAGUGAACAAGACGCUAACCAAUUUGGAUUUGUCUGAGAAUGUUAUUAGUGAUGCGGGUGCUACAUGUAUUGCUGAGGCAAUCAAAGUGAACAAGACGCUAACCAAUUUGGAUUUGUCUUACAAUGGUAUUAGUGCUGCGGGUGCUACAUGUAUUGCUGAGGCAAUCAAAGUGAACAAGACGCUAACCAAUUUGAAUUUGUCUGACAAUGGUAUUAGUGAUGCGGGUGCUACAUGUAUUGCUGAGGCAAUCAAAGUGAACAAGACGCUAACCAAUUUGGAUUUGUCUCUCAAUGGUAUUAGUGCUGCGGGUGCUACAUGUAUUGCUGAGGCAAUCAAAGUGAACAAGACGCUAACCAAUUUGGAUUUGUCUGGGAAUGGUAUUAGUGCUGCGGGUGCUACAUGUAUUGCUGAGGCAAUCAAAGUGAACAAGACGCUAACCAAUUUGUAUUUGCGAUAAAACAACUUUGAAGUAAAAGGGCACUGCCUUUAAAGUAGGCAGGUUCCCUUGAAAAUUGAGGGCCGAAGGCCCGAACCUCUAGGGGGUCCGGGGGCAUGCUCCCCCGGGAAAUUUUUUAAAAGAUAAGUCUCCCAGAAACGCAUUUUCCUGCAAUCUGGAAAAGAAAUCUUGUUGCAAUGAU
Messenger RNA from Pocillopora verrucosa, 2817 nucleotides. The record is from RefSeq and is a predicted model, not a curated record. NCBI's taxonomy places the organism in Eukaryota, Metazoa, Cnidaria, Anthozoa, Scleractinia, Pocilloporidae.